AAAAUGCAGCUCUUGCUGAGCCAAAGUGUAUUAAAUGUAUCUUUACACAAAAUUUCUGGUACUCUAUGAUACAGCUAAUUGUCUUCCCUGUCAAGCUCUUUCCUGGACUUAGUCAAGCCAUUACAGAAGCAUGCACCGAAAUUGCUACUUCCUAUACGAACAGUAUAGUGGAAAAUUUCGAGGAGAAACUUCUCUAUUUUUUGAUAUAUAAAAUACAAACAGCAUUUGUGUGUAUGCCUUGGAAGCUUGUAAAAAAAGUCACAAGUGAUUUCUGCUAUCAAGAGAUCUGUCAAGGAAAACCUAAAUGGCCAACUGAUGACUACCUUACCGAAGAUAUAAAAGCAAAGAUCCAAACCUUCUGUGAACCUUGGAAGAAGAAGCUGGGGAAGAAAGUGAACAUGAAGACAUUAUCUGCUGAUCCUGGGUCUUUCGUACCCUUUUUGUUAUCUUUGAACGCAGAAUUUGAGAGGGAACACGAUGAUCAUAAACCAUUUGACGUUUCCGUUCAAUGGAGGUUCAUUACCUUGAGCGUGAACGCUCUGUCUUCUUUUGUGAAACGUUCUUUACCCCGCAAUUACCAAAGCCAAUUAGAGCUGUUUUUCCAUGUCUUUGAUUUCAAGAAACUCCGGUACAAAAGGUAAUAUCUCUGAACUAACACCGAAU
Messenger RNA from Mycotypha africana, 663 nucleotides. RefSeq lists its product as uncharacterized. NCBI's taxonomy places the organism in Eukaryota, Fungi, Mucoromycota, Mucoromycetes, Mucorales, Mycotyphaceae. Bases 66 to 641 code for a protein of 191 amino acids. The record is from RefSeq and is a predicted model, not a curated record. The transcript has 5 exons.